This is a messenger RNA of Fusarium fujikuroi IMI 58289, 711 nucleotides long. RefSeq lists its product as uncharacterized. Lineage: Eukaryota; Fungi; Ascomycota; Sordariomycetes; Hypocreales; Nectriaceae. The transcript has a single exon. The coding region runs from base 1 to 711 and encodes 236 amino acids. The record is from RefSeq and is a predicted model, not a curated record.
AUGCUCAUGAGCUGUCUUUUAGUAUUGAAGUCGAGGUUGGCUACUGUCUCUCAUCCUCUCCUCUCGGUUAGCCACCUCAACAAAAGCGGCAGUAAUUGGAGCACGCAUCAGCUCCUUAUCUGCGUUGUCGUCGCUUCGCCAAAGCGGGGUAGUCUACUCCCCGAAUUUGAGGAUGAGACUUUCAGCUUGGACCCCUAUCUCAGCAAGAAAGCCCUCAGCCAGAAUGAGGAGUUUGUCAAUGGCCCUGAGAAGGAAGACCCCUAUAUCAGCAAACACUACCUAGUCGGCAAAUACGGCGCCAAACUUAGAGAGAUUUGGGCUGCCCUGGCCACCGUCACUGCAUACAAGCACAAAGCAGCUAAUGCUGCUAAUACGACAACGGCAACCGUUCCAGUCACUCCCCCACGGAAGAGGCCCAGAAGAAGCAUCCCAGCACCCACCUAUACGUACGAUGACUCCGAAGGCUCGGGCACAAGCCGCGAGGGCAGUGCUAUCAGCGAGUUCAUGGUACAAGUGGCAUCGGCAGACCUCCCUUCUGAGGAUAGCGUUGUGCUGCUCAUCAUACGGGUGUUGAACUUAAUUAGCUACUGCACCCAGCUAUUCGGAUCUCAGCAGCCAACUAUACCUAUUCUGACUCCGACGGAUCUGGGCCAAGCUGCGAGGGUGGACAAGCUAUCGAGGGGGAUAUGGAACAAGUGGCACCAUUUUUGA